Xenia sp. Carnegie-2017 is the source of this 1017-nucleotide messenger RNA. RefSeq names its product calcium-transporting ATPase type 2C member 1-like. The transcript has 3 exons. The record is from RefSeq and is a predicted model, not a curated record. Lineage: Eukaryota; Metazoa; Cnidaria; Anthozoa; Malacalcyonacea; Xeniidae. Bases 381 to 818 code for a protein of 145 amino acids. Gene Ontology annotation, biological process: calcium ion transmembrane transport; intracellular calcium ion homeostasis; manganese ion transport. Gene Ontology annotation, molecular function: P-type calcium transporter activity. Gene Ontology annotation, cellular component: Golgi membrane; endoplasmic reticulum; plasma membrane.
UUGUGAUGUUUGCAAAUGAAUGCUCAAAUAAAUUUAUGACAAUUAAAAUUAAAAAUUUCUGUAAUGUUGGCUUGUUUAAGUUGUUUUGAAUUAACCUGCUGACAGAAAUGUCCUCGGGAUAUCCGAAAUGAAAACACGCUAACAGUUUCUUCUCGUCUGCGACGCUAGCGAAAACUGUACAGUUUAAAUGAAUUCGAAAUCUCAAACAGAUAGUGAGAGUAAGACUCCGGAGAUUAAAAUGUUGCCGUUUAUGCCAUCAACAAAAGUGUCUAGCUUGUCCAUCGACGAUGUAGAAAGGGACUUUGUAACUCAUGUAUCUACUGGUUUGGACAAAUCUGAAGCCGAAAGACGUGCAAGAAUAUAUGGGUUGAACGAAUUUGAUGCGGGAGCUGAAGUUCCAAUAUGGCGAAAAUAUUUUGAUCAGCUUUAGGAAUGGUUCAUUGGUAAACUUUCUUGCUAAAGAAUUAGUUUGUGGGGAUAUUGUUGUCAUAGCUACUGGUGAUCGUGUACCAGCUGAUAUACGAUUGGUUGAGGCCGUAGACCUUGAAAUUGAUGAAUCAAGCUUCACUGAGGAAACUGAACCCCAGAGGAAAUAUACGUCAUCAAUACCAGAAGCCUUAGCGAACAGUAGCCUUACGGAGCAAAAAAAAUGUUGCGUUUAUGGGCACGUUGGUUCGCUGUGGAAAUGGAAAGGUGAGUUUUUUGUAGUUGUACCAGGAAGGAAGGGCUUUAGAGGGUGUGAAUUUCAUUAUGUCUGUGAUGGACUCUUGUGUAGCCGGAGGGGGAACUGUGCUUUUCUAAAUGAAAUAAAAUGGUGAAUGGAGGGAUGGUAUUCAACUUUAUGAACUUUUCUGAAGUGAUGUUAUUGUUAUGUUGGUAAAAACAGAAGUCAAGACCUUUGGGCCUUACCAUUAAGACCGUCAUACAAUUUAAACUGUACUCUUUAAAUGUAUUUAGUGCUAACAACGGCAUUAGACAAGGUGAAAAUUUUCAAACUCUUUCUAGGUACUGAGAGCU